AUGGCUGAAGAGAAAGUUGGUACAAACACUCUUGUAUCCGCUGUUCGUGUUGGAGAAGAGCGAAUAGAUUUUAUAAAAAAGCAGGCGUUUAAGUCGUUAAAGGUGAAGUCAGAGAGAUGGAAUAGGUUCAUUGCUAUGGAUGAAAACAAGAAACUACUAUUGGGCUUCCUUGAUGAGAGGCAGCACGGAAGGCUGCUACUAUUUACUGGAACUGGCGGAGCCCUGCACGCUGAUGUUCAGGUUCUGGUUCCUGUUCUGUCCAAUACCAAUAAUCAUUCAGGCUGGCCACAGGCUGUGUCACAUGAUAUCCAAAAACAUGUAGAAACUAUAAAAAGCAAAAUAUUUGUUGUUCAUGGACAAAUGGAAGGGAAAACUAUUUUGCCAUUGCCUCUAGUUCCUGAAAGUGUCUUUGAAACUCAAGAUGUGGAAAGUCCAGAUAACCUUCCACAAGUGGACAGAUCAACACUUCAUUCUGUUGAAUCCAUGGUGAUUCAAUGGGCUCAUCAGGUAAUGGAUGUUAUCAAGCAAGAUUCUGCCCAAGUCUUGUUUGAAGAAUUCAAUCCUGUACCAAGUGCAGAAAUUUACUUCUGGAUAGCAAGAAAAGAAAACUUGCUUGGAAUAUAUAGACAGCUCCAGCAUCCCAAGGUUUGCAAAAUAGCUGAUAUUCUGAAAAUUACAAAAAGCAGCUACUACUCCACGUUCAAAAACAUUAUUUUGAAAUUAAGAGAAGCUGUCUCAGAGGCUCAGGACAUUGAAUUACAUCUUCGACCUUUGAAAUAUCAUCUUUCCCAACUGGAAGAAUCAAACUUCCCUGAAAUUGAACAACUUAUUACUCCCCUUUUCCACACUAUCUGCUUAAUAUGGAGCCAUUCCAGAUAUUAUUGUUUCCCAUCAAGAAUUAUUGUCUUGCUACAAGAAUUCUGCAAUUUAAUCAUCAACCAGGCUUUAAACUAUCUGGUUCCUGAAGAGAUUUUUAAAGUUGAGAUAGAAGAAGCAUUAGAGAAGGUGCAAGUUACCAUACAUAUAUUCAAAACCUUCAAGAAUUGUUUUCAUCAACACAGAUUAAAGAUUUCCUGCUAUUACAACAGCACAUUGGAAGUGAAGCACUGGGAAUUUCCAUCACAAAUGGUCUUUGCUCAUUUUGAUAGGUUUCUUGACAGAUUGUUGAAAACUGAGGAACUCUUCACCACUGCUAUUGAAUUUCUUAAAUUAGAGAAAAUUGUAAUAGGAGGUUCCAAAGGAAAAGCUUUCAAUGAAAAAUUCUACAGUAUCAAUGAAGAAUUUCAGGAAUGUUGGCGAGUAUUUGGAGAUAGCAAGUACGAUCCAUUGGAUUGCGAUAAUAUGGAAUUUUUGUCUGAUCACUGCAGAUACAUGGCAUGUAUAUAUGAUUUUGACCAACGCCUGGGCUCGGUGCUGAACCUUGCAUUCCAUGAUUCUGGAAGUCUGGAGUCAGCUUUUAAGCUCCUGUCGAUAUUUGGUGCAUUACUAGAAAGACCAGUCAUCGCCAAUAUCUUUGCUUCAAAUUAUUCCAACCUUCUUUCAAUGUUUGAAGAAGAACUUAACAGCUGCAAGCAAAUACUUGAUCAAACAAAGCAGGUGAAGAGGAAUAAUGUAUUGCAUAAGAAUAUGCCAAUGAUAGCAGGCAACCUGAAGUGUUCCCAAGAGCUUCGUGAAAGGAUAUUAAGUCAGAGGAAAGAAUUUCAACACAUUAUUCAUCCAAGUCUGCAAACAAAGGAAGCAAACGUGGUUUUCCAGAAAUGUGACAGAUUGUUGACUUUGAUCGAUCAUUAUGAAGAAGAAAUCUACAUGAUGUGGACAGAAAAUUUAGAUACUAUUUGCCAAUCAAACUUGACUCAGCCAUUUCUUUGUUGGAACAAAGAAUCUGGUUUAUACUUUGUGAACUUCAGCCCUGAGCUUUCAUCUGUACUUCGUGAGGUCAAGUACCUUGGGUUACUGAAAGGAUUUAACAUAUCGGACACAGCACUAAAUUUAUAUAUGAAAAGAGAGAUCCUUCAUAGGUUCUUUGGAAACUGGAAGCUCAUUACUGAGCUGUACAACAAUCUUCAUACUACAGUACUGGAAGUAGAAUAUCCACUUGUAGAAGGUGAACUGGAGAAAGUAAACCAACAACUGAAACCAGCUACAGAAUCCCUAACAUGGCAGACUGAGGAUCCAUGGGUAUAUAUUCAGCAGACUAAAGAUCUGAUCCAAGAUCUGAACAGCAGGAUGCAGAAAAUUAAGUAUAAUGUGGAGACAAUACACACAAUAGUGCAUGACUGGAAUGAAAUGUUGUCGUCUUGGCAAAAAAAAUGUCAAAUAGCUUCGCUCUGCCUUGAUGGAAAGAAAAUUAUGGUAAAAUACUAUAAAUUAGUUGAAGAUGGAGGGAAAACCAUUCACCAAUUAGUCAAGGAAAAUCUUCAUUUGUUCCAUGCAAAUCCACAAGCUAAUGAAUGGAAGGUAUACACUGAGUACAUUGACCACAUCAUUUUAGAUGGAUUCUAUAUUGCCGUUAAAUCCUUCCUCCAAUAUCUAAUGGAAUGUACAGAAAGUUCACCUAAAUCAUCACCACAGUUUGAAGUACAGCUGGUUCUUAGUGGCUGUGAAUUGUCAUUCAGUCCUCCCUUGGAUCUGGAAGUGAAUAAUAAUUUCUAUGAUCUCAUGGAAGAAUUAAUAAAUGAUGCUUACAAAAUAGCCUCUGAAAUAAAAAGAGUUGCAAAUCAUCUAAAAAUUGAGACCUAUCAGCAAGAAGUGGACAAAAUGAGUGAUCUGGCUGAGAUGCGUCAAAGAAUCAUGGACAGAGUGAAAAGACUUAUUGACAAAGCAAAGGAGUAUCAAUUUUCACUUAACUGUUAUAGUUAUCUAUGGAUGAAUGAAAGACUGGAAUUCAUGAGGCACUUUCAUCAUUCUCUUUCUUCAGAGGAAUUGAAGUUUCAAACAGGCUAUGGAUUACCAAGAUGUCCUCCACAGCUGGUGCAAUAUAGAGAACAGAUCAACUUCUAUGAAACAUUAUAUAUCCGAGUUAAUGCACUUGAAGAUAUCCGUAGCUUUGGGUGGUUUCAAGUAUGCAUUAAACCCUUCAAAUCAUCUUUGUUAAGUACAAUAAAAAGAUGGAGCUGGAUGUUUAAGGAGCAUCUUUUAAAUCAUGUAAUCAAUAGUGUUAAUCAGUUGGUGAGUUUUAUUGCUGUAACAGAGGAGGGCAUUACACAAAAGGUAAAGGAUGGGGACAAUGAUGGACUGGUUCAAGUCAUGGCACACUUAAUGGCAGUCCGGGAUUGGGACUCAUCUACAGAGCAAACUUUUAAAUCUCUGAGUGAAGCAGCAGGGUUGCUGCAAACCUAUGGACAGCAGAUUCCUGAAUGUGUUUAUGCAGAUCUUGAGGAGCUGCCAGAAAAGUGGAAGAGACUUAAAAAGAUUGCUUUAACUACAAAGCAUGAAGUGGCACCUUUGCAGUCCAAUGAAGUAUCUGUUAUCAGGAGGAAAUGUGUACAGUUUGAGGAAGAUCAAUUCAAGUUCAGAGAGCAAUUUAGAAGUGAAGCUAUUUUUAAGUUUGAUGCAGACAACCCUUACGCACAUUUAGAUAAGGCACAUUGGCAUAUUAGUAAGCUUGAAGCAGAAAUGCAGAAACUUCAGGAAGCAGCUAAGCUAUUUGAAGUGAACAUAUUAGAUUACAAACAGCUGAAACAUUGCCGUUCAGAUAUUGUUCUAUUGAAGUCUAUAUGGGACUUGGUUAUUUUUGUACAGACCAGCAUUGAUGAUUGGACUAAAACGCAGUGGAAACAAAUAAAUAUUGAACAAAUGGACAUGGAACUGCGAAGAUUUUCAAAGGAGAUGAAAGCUCUUGAUAAGGAGGUUCGAGUAUGGAACGUUUAUGCUGGAUUAGCAUCCACUGUUAAAAAUAUGCUGAUUUCCCUUCGGGCUGUGACUGAGCUGCAGAAUCCUGCAGUCAGGUCGAGGCAUUGGGAGCAAUUAAUGAAUGCAACAGGGGUCAGCUUCGUCAUGGAUGCUGACACCACCCUAGGGGACUUGUUAGCUCUGCAGCUGUACAGAGUGGAAGAGGAAGUUAAAAACAUUGUAGAUAAGGCAGUGAAGGAAAUGGCCAUAGAAAAGGUGCUGGGAGAGAUUAGUCAAAUAUGGAGUGUAAUGGAGUUUUCAUAUGAAAUACACCAUAGCACUGGAACUCCAGUGCUCAAGUCUGAUGCGAACCUUGUUGAAACUCUGGAAGAUAAUCAGGUUCAGCUGCAAAACAUUUUGAUGAGCCAACAUGUGGAAUAUUUCUUAAUCGAUGUCAGCAGCUGGCAAAAGAAAUUAAUGAUUAGUGAUUUAGUCAUUUCCAUUUGGAUGGAAGUACAGCGGACAUGGGCUCACUUGCAGAGCAUUUUCACUGGAUCUGAAGAUAUCAGAAAUCAGCUUCCCCAAGAUGCCAAAAGAUUUGAUGAGAUCGAUUUGGAUUUCAAGGACUUAAUGUCUUUGGCCAUCAAGAAUAGAAAAAUAGUUGACGCAACAAACAAUCUUGGAUUAUUGGAAAAAUUAGAAGCCCUUCAACAAAGAUUGGCUCUCUGUGAAAAAGCUUUAUCUGAAUAUCUGGAGACAAAACAACUCACAUUUCCAAGAUUUUACUUUGUUUCUGCAAUGGAUUUAUUAGAAAUUAUUUCCAAAGGAGGUCAGCCAAAACAGGUGACAAAGCAUCUACUUAAGAUGUUUGAUAAUUUAGCUGAUUUAAAAUUUGAAGAUGAUGAUAAUGAUCAUCCCUCUAAAGCAGUGGGAAUGUACAGUCGAGAAGGUGAAUAUGUACAGCUUUCACCGCCCUGUUUCUGUGAAGGACAGGUUGAAUGUUGGCUGCAUCAGCUUGAGGGGGCAAUGUGGACCAAAGUGAAACAAGAGAUCAUGGAAGCAGUAGUAGCUUAUGAAGAGAAGCCGAGAGAUCAGUGGUUAUUUGAUUAUCCAGCACAAGUGGCUUUGACUGGCACUCAGAUUUGGUGGACAACAGAUGUUGGAAUCGCUUUUGACCGUCUUGAGGAAGGCUUUGAAACAGCUUUAAAAGAUUAUUACAAAAAACAAAUUGCUCAGCUAAAUGUGCUUAUAAACAUGCUACUGGGAGAGCUCACCCAUGGUGAUCGUCAGAAGAUUAUGACAAUCUGUACAAUUGAUGUACAUGCCAGAGAUGUUGUAGCAAAGCUCAUAACACAGAAGGUCAUAAAUAGUCAGGCUUUUGCUUGGCUCUCUCAACUACGACACAGAUGGGAUGAUAAUCAAAAGCAUUGCUUUGUUGAUAUCUGUGAUGCCUAUUUUCAAUAUUCAUACGAGUACCUUGGUAAUACACCUCGCUUGGUAAUUACCCCUCUGACUGACAGGUGUUAUAUUACCUUGACUCAAUCUUUACAUUUGAUAAUGAGUGGAGCGCCAUCAGGACCAGCUGGGACUGGUAAAACAGAGACUACCAAGGACCUGGGACGUUCUCUGGGCAUUAUGGUGUAUGUUUUCAACUGCUCUGAACAGAUGGAUUAUAAGUCCAUAGGAAAUAUAUAUAAAGGCCUUGCACAAACAGGAGCAUGGGGAUGCUUUGAUGAAUUUAAUCGUAUUUCAGUGGAAGUUCUCUCAGUUGUAGCUGUACAAGUCAAAACUAUUCAAGAUGCAAUUAGAAACAAGAAAAAAAGAUUUUAUUUUCUAGGAGAACUUAUUGAACUGAAACCUUCUGUUGGAAUAUUUAUUACCCUGAAUCCAGGAUAUGCAGGAAGAGCAGAGCUUCCUGAAAACCUUAAAGCCCUCUUUAGACCUUGUGCAAUGGUAAUCCCAGACCUAGAGCUGAUAUGUGAAAUAAUGUUGAUGGCAGAGGGAUUCAUAGAUGCCAGGAUGCUUGCCAGAAAAUUUAUAAGUCUCUACAAACUUUGCCGUGAGCUGUUGUCAAAGCAGGACCACUAUGACUGGGGCCUAAGAGCUAUAAAAUCUGUACUGGUUGUUGCUGGAUCACUGAAGAGAGGAGAUCGAAAUAGGCCUGAGGAACAGGUUCUAAUGCGUGCUUUGAGAGAUUUUAAUCUGCCGAAAAUUGUUACCAAUGAUGUUCCCAUUUUUCUGGGUCUGAUUGGUGACCUUUUUCCAUUGUUGGAUGUACCACGCAAGAGAGAUGUAGAUUUGGAACAGAUGGUGCGCCAGUCUAUUUCAGAACUGCAUCUGCAGCCAGAGGAUAACUUCAUAUUAAAGGUUACGCAACUAGAGGAGCUGUUGGCAGUGCGACACUCAGUUUUUGUUGUGGGUGUUGCUGGAACAGGAAAGAGCCAAAUAUUAAGAACUCUACACAGGACUUAUGCCAACAUGAAGUUGAAGCCAGUCUGGUGUGAUAUAAACCCCAAGGCCGUGACCACAGAUGAGUUGUUUGGAUUUUUGCAUCCUGCUACACGUGAAUGGAAGGAUGGCUUGUUUUCAAUGACCAUGAGGGAACUUUCCAGUGUUGCUCAUAGAGGUCCUAAGUGGAUUGUUUUAGAUGGAGAUAUUGACCCUAUGUGGAUAGAAUCGCUUAAUACAGUAAUGGAUGAUAACAAGGUACUGACUUUAGCAAGCAAUGAGCGUAUAUCUUUGACACCAUCCAUGAGGUUAUUAUUUGAAAUCAGUCAUCUACAUGCAGCAACUCCUGCUACAGUGUCCAGGGCUGGCAUAAUAUAUGUCAAUCCACAGGAUUUAGGAUGGAGUCCAUAUGUCACUAGCUGGAUUGACGCUCAUGAAGCCCAGUCAGAGCGGGCAAAUCUUACUAUUCUGUUUGAGAAGUAUGUUCCUAUUUGUCUGGAACAAGUGCGUUGUAAUCUUAAAACUAUUACUCAAACUCCUGAAAACAGUAUUGUACAGACCUUAUGUUCUUUAUUAGACUGCUUAUUAACACCAAAAAAUACUCCCCCAGACGCUCCACGUGAGAUCUAUGAGAUGUACUUUGUGUUUGCUUGUGUCUGGGCUUUUGGUGGAGCACUAUUACAAGAUCAACUUGUUGAUUACCGAGUUGAAUUUAGUAGAUGGUGGACCAAAGAGAUGAGAACCAUUAAAUUCCCAUCCCAAGGGACGGUCUUUGAUUAUUAUAUUGACUGUGAUACUAAAAAGUUUGCUCCAUGGACAGAUAAAGUCCCAACUUCUGAAAUGGAACCAGAUGCCCCUCUACAGGAUGUGCUUGUUCAUACUCAAGAAACUGUUGGCCUGAAAUAUUUCAUUGAUUUACUUGUGGAAAAAGGAAAACCAGUGAUGUUGGUUGGGAAUGCAGGGGUCGGAAAGACUAUUCUUGUAUCAGAGGAAACUUCAAAGCUAACCGAAAAUUAUACUGUAACUAAAGUUCCUUUUAACUACUAUACAACCUCAGCCAUGCUUCAGCGGGUUCUUGAGAAACCUUUAGAAAAAAAGGCUGGAAGAAAUUAUGCUCCUGAAGGCACAAAAAGGCUGAUUUAUUUUAUUGAUGAUCUUAAUAUGCCUGAAGUGGAUGCCUAUGGUACAGUCCAACCACAUACUCUAAUCAGGCAACAUCUGGAUUAUGGCCACUGGUAUGACAGACAGAAGUUAGUUCUGAAAGAAAUUCAUAAUUGCCAAUACAUCACUUGCAUGAAUCCUGCAGCUGGCAGUUUCUCCAUAAAUAUGCGUCUUCAGAGGCACUUCUCAGUUUUUGCAGUAAAUUUACCAGGAAUAGAUUCUUUGGCUACGAUAUACAGUAGUAUUCUUAAUACUUACUUUCAAGAAAACAAUUUCAGUUACAAUGUAAUGAAAAUUGUUAAUACUGUUGUUCGGGCUUCUAUCUGUCUUCAUCAAAAAGUGAGCCAAAUCUUCCUACCUACAGCAAUCAGGUUCCAUUAUAUUUUUAACUUACGAGAUCUGUCCAACAUCUUCCAGGGAAUUCUUUUUGUUACUCCAGAUUGUGUACGGCUGCCUACAGAUUUAAUUUCUUUAUGGCUUCAUGAAUCAUCCAGAGUAUAUGCUGACAAACUAAUGGAAGAAAAAGACGUUGAACUCUUUUACAAAGUCCUUUUUGAUACUGCCAAGAGAUACUUUGAGGUCAUUGAUGAACAUAUUUUUACCCAAAAGCCAUUGAUUUACUGCCACUUCGCUCAAGGUGUUGGAGAGCCUCGAUAUUUGCCUGUAACUGAUUUGAAGAAGCUUUAUAGAAUUCUUUCAGAUGCACUGGAACAUUACAAUGAAGUGCAUGCAGUGAUGAACCUUGUUCUAUUCACUGAGGCCAUGCAGCAUAUAUGUCGUAUAAGUCGUAUUUUGGAGGCUCCACGAGGCAAUGCACUUUUAGUUGGUGUUGGAGGGAGUGGCAAACAAAGCCUGUGUCGUUUGGCAGCAUUUCUUUGCUCACUAGAGGUGUUUCAGAUAACACUGCGCAAGAACUAUGGAAUUCCUGACCUCAGGGCUGAUAUUGCUGCUUUGUAUAUUAAAGUUGGAGUGAAGAAUAUUGGCACAGUAUUCCUUCACACAGAUGCUCAAAUACCAGAUGAACGAUUCCUAGUUCUAAUUAAUGACAUGUUGGCUUCAGGGGAUAUUCCAGAUUUGUUCAGUGAAGAAGAAGUGGACAACAUUAUUUCAACCAUAAGGAUGGAAUUACGAGGUCUCGGAUUGUUGGAUACCCGAGAGAACUGCUGGCAAUUCUUUAUCGCCAGGAUUCGACAACAAUUAAAGGUUGUACUAUGCUUCUCUCCGGUGGGCUUUGCUCUUCGGGCAAGAGCAAGGAAGUUCCCAGCUGUAGUGAACUGCACAGCCAUUGACUGGUUUCACCCAUGGUCCCAGGCAGUUCUGGAAUCUGUUAGCUAUAGUUUCAUUGAAAAAAUUGAUGGACUGCAGUUGGAAGUGAAAUCUUCUAUAAGUCAGUUUAUUGCCUAUGCACAUAUCAGUGUGAAUGCAAUUAGUGUGAAAUAUCAACAGAACGAGAAACACUAUAACCACACCACUCCGAAAAGCUUCCUCGAACAAAUUCAAUUAUAUCAAAACCUCCUGUGUAAGAAAAGAAAAGAACUAAUGCAAAAAAAAGAGCGUCUAGAAAAUGGACUCAAAAAAUUACAAACCACGGCUUCACAAGUAGAAGAUCUGAAAGCAAAACUAGCUGCUCAAGAAAUGGAACUUGACCAGAGGAACAAAGACGCAGAGGCACUGAUUAUCAAAGUAGGGCAGCAGACUGAGAAGCUAAAUCAAGAGAGAACUAUUGCAGAUGCUGAAGAGCAAAGGGUAACUGCUAUGCGAACAGAAGUGUCAAAGCAGCAGAAGGAAUCUGCAGAAGACCUUGCUAAGGCUGAGCCUGCACUUAAUGCUGCAAAUGCAGCUUUAAACACAUUAAACAGGUCAAACUUGACAGAAUUACGAACCUUUCCAAAUCCACCUGCAAUCGUUACCAAUGUUACUGCAGCAGUGCAGGUGCUUUUAGCUCCAAGUGGAAAAAUCCCUAAAGAUAGAAGCUGGAAGACUGCUAAAGUAUAUUUGAGCAAGGUAGAUGAAUUUCUACAAGCUAUUGUUAACUUUGAUAAGGAGCACAUCCCAGAAGCCACUAUCAAAACUAUAAAGGAAGAGUAUCUUAAGGAUCCUGAAUUCAAUCCUGAGUUUGUGCGGACAAAGUCAUCGGUUGCCGCUGGACUCUGUGCUUGGGUUAUAAAUAUCGUUAAAUUCCAUGAGGUUCACUGUGAAGUGGAAUUCAAACGGAAAGCACUUGUGCAAGCCAAUUCUGACUUAGCUGCUGCAGCAGAGAAACUUCAAAUUAUCAGAAAAAAGCUUGCUGAAUUAGAUGCAAGCUUGGCUGAGUUAACAGCAGCCUUUGAAAGAGCCACAUUUGAAAAAGUUCGCUGUCAGGGUGAAGUGAACAGAACCAAUAAGACGAUUGAACUGGCUAACAGAUUAGUGAGAGGACUAGAGUCAGAGAAUGUGCGCUGGGCUCAGUCUAUUACACAGUAUCGUGAGCAAGAAGAAACCCUCUGUGGCGAUGUCCUUUUAAUGGCAGCUUUUAUUUCUUAUGCUGGCUCUUUCUCAAAGAGAUAUCGCUAUGAACUUGUUCAAAGCAUGUGGAUGCCUUACCUGAGAAGCCAAAAGGUUCCAGUUCCAAUGACUGAAGGUUUAGAUGUUGUUGCUUUACUAACAGAUGAUGCAACAAUUGCAGCCUGGAACAAUGAAGGCUUGCCGAGUGACAAAAUGUCCACUGAAAAUGCCACCAUUGUUUCUAAUUGUGAACGUUGGCCACUCUUGAUUGAUCCUCAACUCCAGGGAAUAAAGUGGAUCAAAAACAGAUAUGGCAGCAAUUUGAAAGUCAUCAAUUUGAGUCAAAAAGGGUACAUGGAUAUCAUAGAACAAGCACUUGGUGUGGGAGACAUUGUUUUAAUAGAAAAUAUGGAAGAGAUGAUUGAUCCUGUGCUAGACCCAUUACUUGGAAGGCACACUAUUAAGAAAGGAAGGUCCAUUCGAGUUGGAGAUAAAGAAUGUCCAUUCCAUCCCAAUUUCCAUUUGAUUCUGCACACCAAACUGGCUAAUCCUCAUUAUAAACCUGAAAUACAAGCACAGACUACGCUGAUUAAUUUCACAGUCAUCCGUGAUGGCCUAGAAGACCAGAUACUUGCAGAGGUGGUGAACUUUGAAAGACCUGAUCUGGAACAACUGAAGUCUGACCUCACCAAGCAACAGAAUCAUUUCAAAAUUGAACUGAAGUUACUUGAGGAUGAACUAUUAACACGGCUUUCAGCUGCAGACGGGAAUUUCCUUGGAGAUACAUUACUGGUAAAAAAUCUUGAAACCACAAAGCAUACAGCAGCUGAAAUAGAAAUGAAGGUGCUUGAAGCUAAAUUCAACGAAGUAAAGAUCGAUGAAGCUCGUGAACAUUAUCGUCCUGUAGCUGUCAGAGCUUCACUACUCUACUUCAUCAUGAGUGAUCUUAAUAUGAUCAAUCCUAUGUACAGAUUCUCACUCAAGGCAUUUGCUGCUGUGUUUCACAAAGCUGUACAACAGGCUGAAGAGGCCGAUGAUGUUCGUGAGAGGGUGACAAAUCUAAUCGAUACAAUCACAUACUCAACCUUCAUUUAUGUUAGCCGUGGAUUAUUUGAAAGGGAUAAACUUACCUUUAUGACUCAGCUGGCAUUUCAGCUUUUACUUUUGAAAAAGGAAGUAGAUGCUCAUGAACUUGACUUCUUGCUCAGAUUUAAUAUUGACCAUAAUUACAACAGUCCUGUAGACUUCCUGUCAAACGCAGCAUGGAGUGCAAUAAAGACAAUGAGCUUCAUGGAUGAAUUUCGUGGUUUGGAUAGGGAUAUUGAAGGUUCAGUCAAACGUUGGAAAAAAUUUGUUGAAUCUGAAUGCCCAGAAAAAGAGGAGUUUCCUCAAGAAUGGAAAAACAAUAGCUCUCUUCAGAAGCUUAUUAUGAUGCGUGCUUUGCGUCCAGAUCGUAUGACAUAUGCAAUAAGAAAAUUUGUGGAAGAGAAGCUUGGAACAAAAUACAUUGAAGGUCGUCAGACAGAAUUUAUUAAAUCAUUCAGAGAAAGUGGUCCUGCAUCUCCUAUCUUCUUCAUUCUCUCUUCCGGGGUUGAUCCACUGAAAGAUGUAGAGGCCUUGGGAAAAAAACUUGGUUUUACUAUUGAUUCUGGAAAACUCCACAAUGUAUCCCUUGGGCAAGGGCAAGAAGCAAUUGCUGAACAAGCUGUGGUAAAAGCUUCUAAAGAAGGACACUGGGUUAUCCUGCAGAAUAUUCACUUAGUGGCUAAAUGGCUCAACAUUUUAGAACAACUUCUUGAAAAGUGCAGUGAAGGAUCCCAUCCAGACUAUCGUGCAUUCAUGAGUGCUGAGUCUGCUCCAACUCCUGAAGAGCAUAUUAUUCCGCAAGGAAUCCUUGAGGACUCGAUCAAAAUUACCAAUGAACCACCAAAUGGAAUGUUAGCUAAUCUCCAUGCAGCUUUGGAUAAUUUUGAUCAGGAUAUUCUAGAUCAGUGCUCACGUGAACAUGAAUUUAAGGCAAUACUGUUUUCACUGUGCUACUUCCACGCCUGUGUGGCUGAACGUCGCAAAUUUGGACCUCAGGGCUGGAAUCGAAAGUAUCCUUUUAAUACAGGAGACCUGACAAUUUCAGUUCAAGUGUUAUACAGCUAUUUGGAAACUAACACACAGGUACCAUGGGAAGAUCUGCGUUACCUCUUUGGUGAAAUUAUGUAUGGUGGUCAUAUUACUGAUGACUGGGAUAGGAGACUGUGCCGUACUUAUCUAGAAGAGUACAUGCAACCUAAUCAGUUGGAAAGUAAACUAGCUUUAGCUCCUGGUUUUGUAGCACCAACAAAUCUUGAUUACAAUGGUUAUCACAGAUACAUUGAUAAAAUGUUACCACCUGAAAGUCCAGCACAUUAUGGUCUCCACUCGAAUGCGGAGAUUGAAUUCUUGACUGUAACUUCGGACAAUCUUCUGCAUACCUUACUGGAAAUGCAGCCCAGAGAUUCAGUGACUGCUGAAGGAGUAACACAAACUGUUGAAGAAAAGGUAAAAGCUAUCUUGGAUGAUAUAUUGGAAAAGCUACCAGAGGAAUACAAUAUGGCUGAUAUAACCUCUAAACCAGCUGAGCGCUCCCCAUAUGUUCUGGUUUGUUUCCAAGAAUGUGAAAGAAUGAAUAUCCUAAUUCAAGAAAUGAGACAUUCAUUGAGGGAACUUGAUCUGGGGUUGAAGGGUGAGUUAGCAAUUUCAUCUGAGAUGGAGCUACUGAAGACAGCACUUUUCUUUGAUAAUGUUCCUGACAGCUGGACCAAGCUGGCAUAUCCAUCAAUGUACAGUCUAGCACAGUGGUACAGUGACCUUCUAAUGCGCUGCCAUGAACUUGACAUUUGGACGCAGGAUCUGUCCCUUCCUAGUGUAACUUGGAUCUCGGGUUUUUUCAAUCCACAAUCUUUUCUUACAGCUGUAAUGCAAAGUUUGGCCAGGAAAAAUGAAUGGCCUCUGGAUAAGAUGCACCUCACAGUGGAUGUCACCAAAAAAUUAAAGGAAGACUUUGCACAACCUGCCCGAGAAGGAGCAUACAUUUCUGGAUUUUACAUGGAAGGAGCACGCUGGGACAUGCAGAAUGGUCAUAUAGCAGAAGCUCGGUUGAAAGAACUUACACCGAUGAUGCCUGUAAUAUUUGUUAAAGCAAUCCCCAUUGAUAAACAAGAAAUGAGAAAUAUUUAUGAAUGUCCUGUCUAUAAGACAAAACUGAGAGGACCCACCUAUGUCUGGACUUUCAAUCUGAAGACAAAAGAGAAACCUGCAAAAUGGAUUCUUGCUGGUGUUGCUCUACUGUUAGGUGUGUAG
This is a messenger RNA of Pristis pectinata (smalltooth sawfish), 13257 nucleotides long. It is a transcript of the gene dnah9l, whose product is annotated as dynein, axonemal, heavy polypeptide 9 like. Bases 1 to 13257 code for a protein of 4418 amino acids. The transcript has 81 exons. NCBI's taxonomy places the organism in Eukaryota, Metazoa, Chordata, Chondrichthyes, Rhinopristiformes, Pristidae. Gene Ontology annotation, cellular component: dynein complex. Gene Ontology annotation, molecular function: dynein light intermediate chain binding; dynein intermediate chain binding; minus-end-directed microtubule motor activity. Gene Ontology annotation, biological process: microtubule-based movement. The record is from RefSeq and is a predicted model, not a curated record.